AUGGCUUCAGUGAUAUUCUCCCACCUGAAAUACUCCGACAGCUUGACAGUGGUCGGAAUCUCACUUGUCACCGCCAUUGUCUGCGAAGCCAUAUCUUGGCUAUUCAUCUACCGAACGAGUUCCUACAAAACCCUUAAAUCCUCCAUUGAUAAAGCCUCGAAGAAGCUCGAGACCAUGAAAGGACCCGCCGGAGCUACGAGCGAGAUCACGAGGAAGUCUAAAACCAAAAAAAUCGACCGAAUCGAGACAUCGCUUAAGGAUUCCAGCCGCGAUCUGUCGCUGUUCAAGUUCAAGUCCGGCUUCGUUGUCGCGGUUGUGCUCUUCGUCGUUUUCGCUUUCCUAAAUAGCUUGUUCGAAGGCAAAACGGUUGCGAAGCUGCCUUUUGUGCCCCUCCGCCUUGUUCAGAAAAUGAGCCACCGCGGCUUGCCAGGGGACGACAUGACGGAUUGCUCUAUGGCGUUUUUGUAUUUGUUGUGUUCUGUCAGUAUCAGGACCAAUCUGCAGAAGUUCUUAGGAUUUUCUCCUCCACGUGGCGCUGCCGGUGCUGGCGGUCUUUUCCCGAUGCCUGAUCCCAAAUCCAAUUGA
This is a messenger RNA of Oldenlandia corymbosa var. corymbosa, 585 nucleotides long. The record is from the annotation of a GenBank genome assembly. Lineage: Eukaryota; Viridiplantae; Streptophyta; Magnoliopsida; Gentianales; Rubiaceae.